AUGGCGUCUCACAUCGUUUACCACUUUUAUGAAAUGAAAUUUGUUGAAUACCCUGCUUUAACACCUUACGAAUUACCAAUUAUAUUCACGAAAUUUCAUCAACACCUCCUUGCCUUGGCCUUUGCUGUGAAGGAGAUCAAUGAGGACUCCCAGAUCUUACCAAACAUCACUCUUGGGUUCCACAUCUAUGACAGCUACCUCAAUGCAAGGAUGACCUAUUGCACCACUCUGGACCUGCUUUUCAAAUCCCAGGAAUUUGUCCCUAACUACAAAUGUGAUAACCAGAAGAAUCUCAUGGCUAUCAUUGGGGGACUAGAUUUUGUAUCAUCAUCUCAUAUUACUGAAAUUACAAGUUUCUUCAAAAUUCCACAACUGACAUACAGAUCAUUAGCUCAAGAUGAAUUUGAGACCAGUAAGCUCUCUUCACUUUAUUUCAUGGUCCCAAAAGAGGACCAUCAGUACUUUGGGAUUAUCCAACUACUUCAUCAUUUCAGGUGGACGUGGAUUGGGAUUUUUGCUGUUGAUAACAACAAUGGAGAAAAAUUCUUACAGAAAAUGCAGCCCUUACUUUCACAGAACAAAAUCUGCUCAGCGUUUAUAGAAAGGCUUUCACAACUGGCCCACAUGGAAGAAUUCCAAGAUUUUUUUCAAAGAAUCUCAAUGAUUACCAUUCAUUUGAUGAAUAGCAAAGUCAAUGCAGUUCUUGUCUAUGGAGAAUCAUUGACAAUUAUGUGGCUAAGAUUUGCAAUGUUUCCAGGAAAUCCUGACAGCAGGAAAAUUACAUUUGGAAAGGUGUGGAUCAUGACUGCACAGAUUGAUUUCAUAUUGUCAGGAUUUCUAAUCAACUGGGACCUCCAGAUGUUCCAUGGGGCAAUUUCCUUCACUGUUCAUUCAAGAGAAGUUGUAGGUUUCAAGGAAUUUCUUCGGACCAUCAAUCCACUUUCAGAGUACAGAGAUGAGUUUCUGCGGGAAGUUUGGGAACAAGCAUUUGAUUGUUCAUUUCCAAAACCUGGGUUACAAGAAAUGCAUAGUGGGCAGUGCACUGGAGAGAUGAAGCUAGAGGAUCUUCCUGGACCUGUCUUUGAAAUGGAAAUGACUGGGCACAGUUACAGUGUCUACAAUGCUGUUUAUGCUGUGGCUCAUGCUUUGCAGGCUCUAUACAUGUUGGGGUUCAAUAGGAAGACAAUUACAAUGCGUAAAAAAACUGUUCUUCCAAAUCUGCAGUCUUGGCAGCUCCACUCAUUUCUUCAAGGCAUUGGUUUUAACAAUUCAGCUGGGGAAAGAGUAUUCCUGAAUGAGAAAGGGGAAGCAAGAGGUGGAUUCGACAUCACCAACUUGAUCACUUUUCCAAACAGAUCCUUUCAGAGAGUCAAAGUUGGAAAGAUGGAUCUCAAGGCACCAAAGGGGAAGGAAUUAUUCAUUGAUGAAGAUGUGAUUGUCUGGCACCCAGCUUUUAACCAGGUUCUUCCACUUUCCAGAUGUAAUGAUCCUUGUUUCUGUGGAUCCUGGAAGAAAGGGAUUGAGGGAAAUCAAUUCUGCUGCUAUGAUUGUGUUCCAUGCCCUAAAGGGAAGAUUUCAAACCAAAAUGAUAUGGAUGACUGUUUUGAAUGUUCAGAAGAUCAUUAUCCAAAUGAAGAAAAGAAUGGAUGUAUCCUGAAACUGGUGAUAUUUCUAACCUUUGAAGAAACCUUAGGAAUUGGUUUGGCCUCAAUUGCUCUUUGUUUCUUCUUCUUGACAUCUUGGGUACUUGGAACAUUUAUUAAGCACAGGGAUACUCCCAUUGUCAAAGCCAACAACCGGUCCCUCACCUACACUCUCCUUGUCUCUCUUCAGCUCUGUUUUCUCUCCUCUUUGCUCUUCCUCAGCCAACCAGGCAAUGUGACUUGCUUUAUCCGACAAGUAAUGUUUGGUGUCACUUUCACAGUGGCCAUUUCUAGUGUACUGGCCAAAACCAUCACUGUGGUUGUGGCUUUCAUGGCCACUAAACCAGGAUCUCAGAUGAGGAGAUGGGUGGGGAAAAGAUUGGCUUUUUCUAUUGUCCUUUCAUGCUCUCACUUACAAGUAUGUAUUUGUAUUCUUUGGCUGUCGACCUCUCCCCCAUUCCCUGAGUUGGACAUGCAAUCAGAGCUCCAAGAAGUUAUUUUACAAUGCAAUGAGGGGUCAACUUUCUUCUUCUAUUGUGUCUUGGGCUACAUGGGUAUCUUGGCCAUUGCUAGCUUUACUGUAGCUUUCCUUGCCCGUAAAUUACCCAACAGCUUUAAUGAAGCCAAGUUCAUCACUUUCAGCAUGUUGGCCUUUUGCAGUGUGUGGGUCUCCUUCUUUCCAGCCUAUUUGAGCACCAAAGGAAAAGCCAUGGUAGCUGUGGAGAUCUUCUCCAUCUUGGCCUCCAGUGCUGCAUUACUGGGAUGCAUAUUUCUGCCCAAAUGCUUCAUCAUUGUUUUCAGGCCUCAGCUAAACCGCAGAGAGCAACUCACAAAGAGAAAUUAG
Molecule: messenger RNA, 2487 nt
Organism: Ahaetulla prasina
Lineage: Eukaryota; Metazoa; Chordata; Lepidosauria; Squamata; Colubridae
Product: vomeronasal type-2 receptor 26-like
Exons: 6
Coding region: 1-2487 (828 amino acids)
Biological process (GO): G protein-coupled receptor signaling pathway
Cellular component (GO): membrane
Molecular function (GO): G protein-coupled receptor activity
Source: RefSeq, a predicted model, not a curated record